UAAUGAUAAGGACAGCCUGAGACACUGGAUAGAACUGAUUCUGAAACAACUGCCACGAUAACAUCCUCAUUUGCGGCAUUCAUACUACAAGACGUACAGUACAAGCCAGCCCAUGUGAUUAUACGCUCUCUCUCACUGAGGCAAAAGGGAAAGUAAUCUUGGCAUCAUUUACUUUCUUUACACAGCAAACACAAGAAGCAACAAUCAACUUUGAAUCAAAUGGCCACUUUUGUUUAUACGGCGACCCCAGUCGUAUCUGGAACUCCUCCUUCCACCCUACCCGUCUCCCAUCAGAUCGGGAUUGCAAUCCUGGUCAUUGCCUUCGUGUUUGGUUUCCCUGGCAACCUGUUCGUGGUGUGGUCGGUCCUGUGCCGGGUCCGUGUGCGCUCCGUCACCUGUCUGCUGAUUCUGAAUCUGGCCGUGGCGGAUGCGCUGGUGCUCCUGAGCGCACCGUUGUUCAUCCGCUACCUGGCCGGAGGAAGAGGCUGGGAGUUUGGCGGCCCUGUCUGCAAGACGGUCCAUUACCUGUGUUGCGUCAACAUGUACGCCUCAAUCUACCUGAUCUGUCUGAUGAGCAUGGACCGCUGGCUGGCCGUCACGAAGCCGUUUCUGUCUCAGAGAUUGAGGACCAAGAGAAGGCUCCUGUCGGUCAUGUUGAGCAUCUGGGUGUUGGCUUUUCUGAUGGCUUUGCCCAUGCCAUUCUAUCGUACCGUGAAGCCGAUCCGCCCAGAUUUGCCCAUCUACCUGUGUACACCGUACCACUGGGACAGCAGUACUCAUCAAGUCUUUCAGUACCUGUGUGAGACUCUGCUGGGUUUCCUUCUGCCCUUCAGCUUCAUCCUGUUCUGCUAUAUCUCGGUGAUCUGCCGGCUGCGAAGCACCAUGUUCCAGCGCAAAGGAAGAGGAAACUUCCUCAUCCUCCUCAUCAUCGCUGCCUUCACCGCCUUCUGGCUGCCGUAUCACCUGAUCAACAUUUUACAGGUGAUCGGCAUGACGCAGGACUCCCCUUCUCUCCUAAAAGCGGCAAAAACGGCCCGUCCCAACGUGACAGCGUUUGCGUUUAUGAGCAGCAGCGUGAACCCCGUCCUGUACGUGUUCACCGGCAGCUCUCACAUCCGUCAGGCUGGCCUGGGCUUCAUGGCCAAACUCUUUGAAGGAACCAACUCGGAGUCAGUCUCCAGCCGCACCCGGUCCAGCCGCGGAUCGAACGGCGAGAGCUCCGUUUUCAGCAAGCUGUCCGUCAAGCUGAGUCGCAAAGGGGACGGGAGACGAGCGGAGACCCCUGGUGGUGAGGAGGAGACUACAGCUGACAUGCACAACAGAGACGAGAUGAAGACUCUGACCACCCUGCAUUAAAGCGCUUUCAUUUCCCCUGAAGUCUGUAAAGGUUUUUGGACUCUCAUUAUCUCUCUGAAAUAAUAUCAUCAUCUUGAGCUGCUGAUGUUUCAGAAUAAACCUGUCUUUAUUGCCUCUGUCAACUGUGAUUGGCUGGAAUGCAGACAAUACAACAUUGUUAGUUUUUGUUAGAAUUUGUCUUUUUUUUUAUAUAUACAAUCCUGCUGUCUUCUGUUUCUUUUUUGUUGGUUUAUAAAAGAUGAGUACUUCUACAUGUAAACACAUCUCUCAGUUGUUAAUUGUCCACACUGUUACGAUUUGCCCGAACAGAAAGGUUGAGAUCCAAAUACAGAUUUAUUCGAGUAAUCCAGAAUCAUAAUCUAAACACAGGUAAAGGGUCAAGCACAGGAAUGGAGUCCAAACAAGUAAACAAGGGUCAAAGCCAAAAAGGAUUUCAAGAAACAGGCAAAAAUCUAAGACCCAUGACACAAUGAAAGAGUAAAUAGAUAACGAAACCUCUCAGAGAAUGAACCAGGCUUAUAUAGAGUUAUUUACACAGAGGUGGAGUGCCCUCUGGUGGCUAUCAAGGGCACUCCAACUGCUCUAUUUAGACAUGUGAGUAUGGACAAUUUUACAUUUCUGAUAUGAAACGGGAGAAAAAGUGAGCAUUAUUGUUGUAGAUAUAUUUUAUUACAUUUCAUUUUAUUACAUGUCUGUUUUAUUUCUUUGAGCUUGAAAAAACCUAGAAAAAAAUCUGUCGGGAAUAUUUGUAAAAUGUGUCAUUGUUAUCAGAGGAAGGAAACUGUAAAUAUUUGCAAUAAUACAUUUAGAAAAUUAAAGUUUAAUUGAGUUUA
Molecule: messenger RNA, 2189 nt
Organism: Pimephales promelas (fathead minnow)
Lineage: Eukaryota; Metazoa; Chordata; Actinopteri; Cypriniformes; Leuciscidae
Gene: ltb4r
Product: leukotriene B4 receptor
Biological process (GO): positive regulation of cytosolic calcium ion concentration; inflammatory response; complement receptor mediated signaling pathway
Cellular component (GO): plasma membrane
Molecular function (GO): leukotriene receptor activity; complement receptor activity
Source: RefSeq, a predicted model, not a curated record